AUGGAAUACUUGCUCCACCACUUGACCCGUCUCUUCGAGAUGCUCCAUUGCCACCUUGAAAGGCUCGGCUACUUGGCGAUAACUCAGGUUGACUCGAUCCCGUCAAAUGAACUUAUCGUCUCCGGAGACGAGAGCAGUGAUGAUGCUGCGAUUGUGAUGAAGAGACUUGGCUUGUGGAGCUCCGACGACGAUGAAGAGACGGAGAGCAGUAGACUCAUGGAUGCAGCAUAUAAGCUGUUGGAGGAGAAAGAAGCGAGAUUGGAGGAGGUGGAUGCGGCGUUCGGGGUGUUCGACGAGGACGGCGACGGGCUCAUCGGCGCCGAGGAGCUACGGGCCGUGAUGCGCAGGCUGGGGUUGGAAGAGGGCAUGAGAUUGGAGGACUGCAGGAGGAUGAUCGAGGCUUACGAUGAGGACGGGGACGGCCAUGUUAGCUUGAGCGAGUUCAAGAACAUGUUGGAGUGUGCUUUGUAG
Molecule: messenger RNA, 471 nt
Organism: Musa acuminata AAA Group (dessert banana)
Lineage: Eukaryota; Viridiplantae; Streptophyta; Magnoliopsida; Zingiberales; Musaceae
Product: probable calcium-binding protein CML46
Exons: 1
Coding region: 1-471 (156 amino acids)
Molecular function (GO): calcium ion binding
Source: RefSeq, a predicted model, not a curated record